GGCAGUCGCGUAGCUGCCCCAUCGCCCACCUCCUCCACCAUGGCCCAUGGCGCUGUUCGCAAGAGCAACCUACCGCGUACAGCCGACAAGCGCACCUUCACGGCGCUGCCGGGGACCCACAUGUGGUCCGUCCGCCGUCCGCCUAUCGACGUGCGCACCCUUGCGCAACCCGCCCCACCGCCCGUGCCCGCCGCACGCCCGCCUGUCGAGGACGAGCAUAUCGAUGCGGAGGGGCUGCGGAAGGCAAAGCCCCGUCGCGGCAAAGCCAAGGUCGACACCGCGAAAGCAUACGAGGAGUUCUUUGGCCACGACGAUAACGCCGUCAUCCUCCGCGAGAUCGACAACGGCAGCUUCGACCUCCACUAUCUCGCGGCGAGCACCCUUUCCAACUACGACUACAUUGAGCGCGUCUGGCUGGAGGCCAUGACCGUCAUCCUCAAGUCCGAGAAGCUUGCUGCGCUGACCCUGCAAGAGGGUCAGGCGCUGCCGGAGGAGGGCACGAUGAAGACGUUCUUCGAGUUCGUCGGCAGGACUCGCGGCCCUGAUGGUCGUGGGCUCUCGUACAACACCAUGGUCAAGUUCCAGGGCGCAGUCUUCGGCAUGCUCUAUUCGCGCGGCGUCGCAUCCCCUACGCCUGCCUAUCGCGAGGCUAUCAAGAACUUUAUCGACGCCUUGGCCAAGGUCAAAGGCGUCAUCGAGGAUCGCGCCCGCGAGAAGCUCCUCAUGCGCGAAGUCGAUCUCCUCAAGAUGCUCAAGGCGCUCCUCGAUCCCGGGCUCAGCUACGACUCGAACAAGACCCGUGUCACCAUGUACUUCCUCACGACGAUCAUGUCCGAGCUCGGCACGCGCAUCGGCACCUGGACGGAGGCUGAGAACGCGCAGGGGCUCGCGCAGUGCGUGCGAUGGGGCGACACUACCGUCUAUAUCGAAGGUACCGACUCCUGGGGCCUCAACGUCUCCGUCUUCUUCCGUCUGCACUGGCUCAAGGGCUACAAGGGCACCUCCCUGCGCAUCUCCGACAAGAGCAUUCGUGUGCUGCCAGGCUCCGAGGCGCACAUGGACCCCAUCCUCCCUUUCCUCGUCAUCGGCUGCUACUACGACGUCUGGGAACAGUCCAACGAAGUCAUCGGAUGGAUCUCCGGCGCGGUCGCUCCACCUGCAUCGAGGGUUGAGCUCGUCGUUCGCGACAAGUUCAAGCACACGGGCGUCGUCCGUGCCUCCAAGCAGCCGUCGGAGGAGAAGCUCGCGGCUGCGAACACGGAUAAUCAGCCCGAGAUGUAUGUCGGGAAGAAUCGCAAGCCGCAGGAGUGGAAGACGAUGAGCUCCACGUCCGCCAACCACUUUGUCCAGAAGAUUGCAGUGUUCUGCGGCAUCCUCGCGUUCAUGUGGAAGUUCAUGCGGUACACGUUUGGCGAGAACUUGAAGCGUACCGUGUCCCCCGACAUUGUUACUGCUGCAAUGGGUCACCGUAUCAACUCGCCGCUGACGUGGACCACGUAUAAGGCUCAGAUCGCUCAGGUCGACUUUCAGGCCCGCUUUCGCGGACGUGCGGAGGACACGAGCACGAUAGAGUUUUACAACUCUGUCGGGCGGACUGCUGGUCCUGUCUCCGCGGACAGCCUGCACGAAGAUCGCGUCCGCCGUCUCUUUGCGGAUGCGAAGGUCGAAGAGCUCGCUCGCACGUUCGACAAGCUUGACCACGCUGUCUACGAGAAGUACGGCAAGUGGGUGGACGAGGUGCCGGAUAUGGAGAAGCCGGACGAGCUCGUGGAGGAGGCGCGGGACGCCAUGAACGAUAUUUUGAUAGCGCUCAGGGACCUCAACAAUAAGAUUCUUCCCCCUGCAGCCUCUACUGCACCGGAACCUGUCGACGGCGCUCCGCGGAGCGCUACGCUCGCGCGAUUCGUACACUCCCUCGACGCUGGUCACCCGUACCUCUCGCUCGUCACUGGCGAGAACGCUCUGCACGCGCGCGCCAACGUCUUCAAGGCUCUGAUGCACCUCCUGCGUCUGGACGAACAGGCGCUCCAGCGUCAAUGCUUCUUGUGCGCGCGCGAGGGCAUUCACAAGGACCUGCUCGGUAACUAUGGGCAGCACAUGUGGACGUGCAUGCAGCGGCACUACAAGGACACGCACACCAGGUGUAACUUUUGCGCCGGCUUCUUCAGCAACGGCGUUGAGCUCGACAAGCACUGUCGCAUCUGCUAUGCCGACAUGAUUGCGGCCAAGAACCUCGACAUCCAGGACGCCGAGGAUGCGGGACGACCCCUCGGCAUAGACUCGUACAAGCACCAGUUCGAGACCGAGUACAAGAAUCGGACGGUGUACUACUGCCCCGUCUGCAUCAACGACUUUGACGAGGAGGAUCCGAAUGCAUGCGGCGUGAAUGACCCGGGCAAGAAGGAGAUGCUCCGCCACAUGCUCUCCCACUGCAAGACGACGACUGCGCCCAAGUUCGACUCCUCCGUCUCGCUGCGUUGUAAGAUGUGGACGUGCCGCGAGAAUGCGACCAUGUACGACUUUGCCGACAUGAUCGCCCACUGGCACAACACGCACGGGUAUGACCUCCUUCGCUGCGUGGACGCGCGCCCGGGGCACGAUCACGCGCAAGACACGUCGCUCUCGCUGAGGGAGUCCAUCAACCUUAGCAGCAAGGUCCCGGUCGCCAAGGACAAGAUCGUGCUGUACGAGGAAGACGUAUCGCUGUUGCGCGCGGCGCUGGUGGGCAAGGUCCAAGGCGAGGCGGCGGAUGUCGCGUACGUGUGUCUCCAGACAGAUUGUCGCAAGGCGGACGCGCGCAAACGUACAAGGCUUCUUAUUGAGAAAGUGUAAAGCUAGUUUAGUUAUUCGUCCAAUCCAAGGUUCCAAUUCGAUGCAAAAUGUGGUAUCCAAGUCCAAAGCGGGUAUGAGAGCGUGAUAUAACGACAAAGUAUCCAAGUCCGAACCGAGCGACGAGAGCGAUAC
Schizophyllum commune H4-8 is the source of this 2964-nucleotide messenger RNA. RefSeq lists its product as uncharacterized. The transcript has 8 exons. The coding region runs from base 40 to 2832 and encodes 930 amino acids. Lineage: Eukaryota; Fungi; Basidiomycota; Agaricomycetes; Agaricales; Schizophyllaceae. The record is from RefSeq and is a predicted model, not a curated record.